CCUGAGCAGGUAGAUGGCCCCCCCAGGCCGGGCCCUGCGGACACCCCUCCCUCCGGCGGGCGGAUGCAGUGCCUAGCGGCCGCUCUGAAGGACGAAACCAACAUGAGUGGGGGAGGGGAGCAGGCCGACAUUCUGCCGGCCAACUACGUGGUCAAGGACCGCUGGAAGGUGCUGAAGAAGAUCGGGGGUGGGGGCUUUGGUGAGAUCUACGAGGCCAUGGACCUGCUGACCAAGGAGAACGUGGCCCUCAAGGUGGAGUCUGCGCAGCAGCCCAAGCAGGUCCUCAAGAUGGAGGUGGCGGUGCUCAAAAAGCUUCAAGGGAAGGACCACGUGUGCAGGUUCAUUGGCUGCGGCCGGAACGAGAAAUUUAACUACGUGGUGAUGCAGCUGCAGGGCCGGAACCUGGCGGACCUGCGCCGCAGCCAGCCGCGCGGCACCUUCACGCUGAGCACCACGCUGCGGCUGGGCAAGCAGAUCCUCGAGUCCAUCGAGGCCAUCCAUUCGGUGGGCUUCCUGCACCGCGACAUCAAGCCGUCAAACUUUGCCAUGGGCCGGCUGCCCUCCACCUACCGGAAGUGCUAUAUGCUGGACUUUGGGCUGGCCCGGCAGUACACCAACACCACGGGGGACGUGAGACCCCCUCGGAAUGUGGCCGGGUUUCGAGGGACUGUGCGCUACGCCUCGGUCAAUGCCCACAAGAACCGGGAGAUGGGCCGCCACGAUGACCUGUGGUCCCUCUUCUACAUGCUGGUGGAGUUUGCAGUGGGCCAGCUGCCCUGGAGGAAGAUCAAAGACAAGGAGCAAGUGGGGAUGAUCAAGGAGAAGUACGAGCACCGGAUGCUGCUGAAACACAUGCCCUCAGAGUUCCACCUCUUCCUGGACCACAUCGCCGGUCUGGAUUACUUCACCAAGCCCGAUUACCAGUUGAUCAUGUCAGUGUUUGAGAACAGCAUGAAGGAGCGGGGCAUUGCCGAGAAUGAGGCCUUUGACUGGGAGAAGGCGGGCACCGACGCCCUCCUGUCCACCAGCACCUCCACCCCACCCCAGCAGAACACCCGGCAGACGGCAGCCAUGUUUGGAGUGGUCAAUGUGACGCCCGUGCCCGGGGACCUGCUCCGAGAGAACACUGAGGACGUGCUCCAGGGCGAGCACCUGAGUGACCAGGAGAACGCGCCCCCAAUCCUGUCGGGGAGGCCCACGGAGGGGCUGGGCUCUGGGCCCCACCUCGUCCCCCAUCCUGGGGGUCCCGAGGCUGAGGUCUGGGAGGAGACCGAUGUCAACCGCAACAAACUCCGGAUCAACAUCGGCAAAACCCCCUGUGUGGAGGAGGAACAGAACCGAGGUGUGGGCAUCCCCAGCUCCCCAGUGCGAGCUCCCCCGGAUUCCCCAACCACCCCAGUGCGUUCUCUGCGCUACCGCAGAGUCAACAGCCCCGAGUCGGACCGGCUUUCCACGGCGGCAGAUGGCCGGGCCGAGCUGCCCGAGAGGAGGUCGCGGAUGGAUCUUCCCGGCUCCCCCUCACGCCAGGCCUGCUCCUCACAGCCCGCCCAGAUGCUGUCGGUGGACACGGGCCACGUGGACCGGCAGGCCAGCGGCCGGAUGGACGUGUCCGCCUCUGUGGAGCAGGAGGCCCUUAGCAACGCCUUCCGCUCGGUGCCGCUGGCGGAGGAGGAGGACUUCGACAGCAAGGAGUGGGUCAUCAUCGACAAGGAGACGGAGCUCAAGGACUUCCCCCCGGGGGCCGAGCCCAGCACGUCAGGCACCACGGACGAGGAGCCCGAGGAGCUGCGGCCGCUGCCCGAGGAGGGCGAGGAGCGGCGGCGGCCGGGGGCAGAGCCCAGCGUGCGGCCCCGAGGCCGAGGCAUGCAGACGCUGGCCGAGGAGGACCUGCGGCUGGGGGCCCAGCCCCUGCCACCCCCGCUGAGCCAGGCCGACGGCCGCUCGGACGCGUCACAGCCCCCCACGCCUGGCAGCCCUUCCCACUCACCCCUGCACUCGGGACCUCGCCCUCGGCGGAGAGAGUCGGACCCCACGGGCCCUCAGAGACAGGUGUUCGCGGCGGCGCCCCCCUCUGAGAUGAACGGGCUUCCUCGGGCUCUGCCCCUCAGCCUGCCCUACCAGCACUUCAAGAGAGAUCUCUCCGACUACCGCGAGCGGGCGCGGCUGCUCCACAGGGUCCGGAGAGUGGGGUUCUCCCACGUGCUGCUCCCCGGCCCCCAGGCCCCUCCGGCCGCGGCUCCUCCCCAGGCCAAUGGAAGGAGGAGGAGGAGGAGGGAAGAGGAGGAGGAGGACGAGGAGGAGGAAGAGGAGGAGGAGGAAGAAGAGGAAGAAGAGGAGGACGAGGAGGAGGAGGAAGAGGAGGAGGAAGAGGAGGAGGAGGAAGAGGAGGAGGAGGAGGAAGCCGGGGUUCUGGGGGAGGUGCUGGGGCCGCGCAGCGGCUCGAGCAGCGCGGGGAGCGAGGGGAGCACGGACCGGAGCCAGGAGGGCGCGCCGUCCACGCUGCUGGCCGAGGACCACAGGGAGGGCCGCGGCCGCGCCUCGGCGGCCGACGGGGACCUGGAGCCCGAGGAGGGCUCCAAAACGCUGGUGCUGGUGUCCCCGGGCGACAUGAAGAGGUCGCCCGUCACGGCCGAGCUGGCCCCGGACCCCGACCUGGGCACGCUGGCCGCGCUGACCCCGCAGCACGAGCGGCCGCAGCCCGCGGGCAGCCAGCUGGACGUGUCCGAGCCCGGCACGCUCUCCUCCGUGCUCAAGUCCGAGCCGCAGCCGCCCGGGCCGGGGCCGGGGGCCGGGGGGGCGGCGACCGCGGCCUCGUCCCCCUUCACCAAAGUCGAGCGGACCUUCGUCCACAUUGCCGAGAAAAGCCACCUGAACGUCAUGUCCUCGGGGGGCCCGGCCUCGAGGCCCGAGGGCGGCGCGGACGGGGCGGGCGGGCCGGGCGCCGGCGAGGAGGGGGCCCCGGCGCCCCCGGAGAGGGAGGGCGCGGGCGGCGCGGGGCCGGGGACCCCCCCGCCCCCCGCCGGCCCCGCCCCGCCCGCCCCGGCCCCGCCGCCCGGCCCCGGCGCGCCCCCCGCGGGCCGCGGCCCCCGGCCCCGGAGCCGGAUCCCCGUGCUGCUGUCGGAGGACGACACGGGCUCCGAGCCCUCGCGCUCGCUGUCGGCCGCCGAGUGGCGGAGCCGGCGGGCGGCGCGGCCGCAGGACCUGGCGCGGCUGCUGAUGGAGAAGCGGCAGGGGCGGCUGCGGCUGCGGCUGGCGUCGGGGGCGUCGGGGGCGUCGGGCGCCUCGUCCUCCUCCAGCGAGGGCCCCCGGCGCGCCUCCGAGACGCUGUCGGGCACGGGCUCCGAGGACGACGCGCCCGCCUCCGAGCCCCCCGCCGCCGCCGCCGCCGCGCCCCGGAAGGCCGGGCCCCCGAGCCGCAUCCCCCGCCCCGUCGGCCUCCGCACGCCCUCGCCCGCCCCCGCCCCGCCGCCCCCGGGCCGGCUCCGCGGCGGGGCCCCCGCGCCCGCGCCCGACGCCGCCGUCACCAGCAGGCUCCAGCUGCAGAAGCCCCCGGGCUCCGCCCCGGCCGCCGCCCCGCGCCCCGCCCCGCCGCCCGGCCGAGCCCCCCCGGGCGCCCGGCCCCCGGCGCCCCGCAGCCCCGGCCUCCCCCGCGCGCCCCCGCGCCCCGCGGGCCCCCGAAGCCGGUCCCUGCCCCGCCGGGAGAGCCCCUCCCCCUCGCACCCAGCCCGGCCCGCGGGGCCCCCGGCCCGGGGCCCCCCGCCGGCCCGAGCCCCGCCUGACGGCACCCCCGCCCCCGCGGGCCCCAAGAAAGGCCCCCGGGGGAAACCCCAGACUCAGCGCACCGCAACCAAAGGCCGGGCCGGGGCCGCGGAGCCCCGGGCGGGGACCAGGUAA
This is a messenger RNA of Perognathus longimembris pacificus (Pacific pocket mouse), 3894 nucleotides long. RefSeq names its product tau tubulin kinase 1 (gene Ttbk1). Lineage: Eukaryota; Metazoa; Chordata; Mammalia; Rodentia; Heteromyidae. Gene Ontology annotation, molecular function: protein serine/threonine kinase activity; ATP binding. The record is from RefSeq and is a predicted model, not a curated record. Gene Ontology annotation, biological process: peptidyl-serine phosphorylation; signal transduction; peptidyl-tyrosine phosphorylation. Gene Ontology annotation, cellular component: nucleus; cytoplasm.